UGUCACUCACUGUAUAUAUCCACAACAACACAAGGGGAUGAAACCAUAGCUAUUUCCUGGUGAAAGAGAUUCACCUUCUGUUCCACUGAUCCAUCAACAGUUACUGAAGAUUUCUCCUUGGAUUUUUCUCACUGUCUCUGUUUCAAGAUUGCACCUUCUCCUUUAACAGUGAGACACUGAGGGGACACAGACAGAGCCCACACACUGUGCCUCCUAACUAACCUCAAUCAUGCCUUCAGGUGCUAAGAAGAGAAAAGCUGCCAGGAAAAAGAAGGAGCAACAAAACAACAUCAACCCAUCAACUAGUAAUCCUCAAGGAGAUGAUGAGUUGAAGUCCCUAGAUGAGAAAGGAAGUGAUGGUGGUGAGAGUGGUUCACCUGCACAUCAUGAACAUGGUGACCAUGAUCAUCCUUUUAAUGAUGGGAGUGAAGAGGUGGAAGAGGUAGACCUAUCAGCUGCUCAACAAUUUGCUACUGAGGCCAAUUCCGUGGAAGAAGUCUCUGAUGAUGUUAAGAUUGAUGAAGUUUUGGUUGAAAAGGAGGAUAGUGUUGUUGUGAUAGAAAGAGAUUUGCAAUCUGAGGAGAUUUCCGAGAGAAGAAAUGAAAGUUUUGAGCACGGUGAAACUGCCAAGGAAUCACCAUAUUAUGAGGAUCAGAAGAACGGUGUUACUUCAAAUGGUGAAUCCCUUGCUGAGGAGAACUCAAAGGAUGAUGAUAAUCAUUCAUUUGAAGAGGAAAUUGCAUGUCAUGAGUUGGUUAAAUCCUCGGAUUCUUCACAACCUUCAGAAUUGAUUUCGACUACAGAAAGUGCAUUGAUUGAGGAGCCGGGUGAGUCAGCUGCUGAGUAUUCUGAUAAUUCACUUAAGGCUGCUGAUUCUGUGCCUGAGGUAGAAAAUGGUGAUGCUGGGUCUAGAAGUGUGUCACUAGAGAAGUCAGUUGUCCCUCCUGUAGAAGUGACCAAUCUUGCUAUGAAGGAAAAUGAGGAUAAUGCAUAUCCCUUAACUGAUGAGAAGAAUGCUGCAACGUCAAGUUUGGAGGAAUCUAUACCAAUGGAACAUGAUAGUAAAGUGUUAACUCCAUCAUCUGCUAGUCCUUCUACUGAAUUUACUAAUGGCACUAAACAUAUUCAGAAUUCUCAGACUCCAGAAUUCUCUGAAAAUCAGCCUCGUGUAACAUCAGCUCCAAAUAUGGUGCAAAAGACUUCCUGGUUGAGUUGCUGUGGGUUAUUUGAAGUUCUGUCAGGUUCAAAUAGAUAAUUUCAGAAAUACAAGCAUGAGGAUCUCAACUGAUGCGCCAAACUUGUGAAGACUUAGGAGGGACUUCGUAAAAAAUUUUUGUAAUAUUUUGAUAGAGUGUCUCCUUUAAAAUGUUCAACAAUAUGAUGGGCAACCUGGCCCAACUAUAUAAUCCCUAUAAGGUUUGUUUACAUUACAUUGAGGCUGGUUGUAGUUAUUGUUUUGGCAACAGUUUACGGCAAAAGAUUCCUUAGUCUCUCACACUACACUGUUAAUUCUGGGAUUUGUAGAUUUUGUCUUCCUUUCAGACAACCCUUUUAUAUGGUAAAGCAGCUACAGGCCAAUUUAUGUACUGAAACUUCUAUGAGAAAAUUUAUAUUGUAACUCA
Molecule: messenger RNA, 1622 nt
Organism: Lotus japonicus
Lineage: Eukaryota; Viridiplantae; Streptophyta; Magnoliopsida; Fabales; Fabaceae
Exons: 4
Coding region: 230-1255 (341 amino acids)
Source: RefSeq, a predicted model, not a curated record